UCCCGUCUCUCUCUCUCUCUCUCACACACUGUCUUACUCGGAGCUGUGGCUGUAACGGACUGUUCUGAACCUCCUGCAAUCCAAAUCCAAACGCCACUUGUAAGCCUGUUUCGAAAUCCUCAGCGAUUCCUGCUCCUGAAGCUCCGCUAGUGUCAGCGACCGAAACGAAAGUUCUCCGAUGUCUUUAGAUUUGCCAUGUUUAGAUAUCCAUUCAGUUGGGAGGAGAGGGGCUUGAUCGCUCGCUCGCUCUGUGCAUUUUGCUGUUCCUUCCUUCUCACAUUUCUCUAGUUGUUCUUCAACUGAUUCUAAAGUUUCCUUUCUCUCCUUUUUCUCUGAACGAGGUGCUGGUGGUACUCCCGUAUGAGGUGAUUACUGGGAUUUGUUUCGUGCGGGCUUGCCAUCUCCCCUCGCGACAUUCAUGAGCAGCUCAUCAUCCAACGCGCUGUUGCCACCGGCCUCGAUGGCCAGCCGUACCCUCAAUAUCGAGGCGGGCCCUGCCUUAGACAACAAGGAGGAGGAGCUCGAGGAGGACGACCCGUUCGAUAUCACCAAUACCAAGAAUGCGUCGGUCGAGACCCUUAAAAGAUGGAGACAAGCAGCCCUUGUGCUGAAUGCUUCACGACGCUUUCGAUAUACAUUGGAUUUGAAAAAGGAAGAAGAGAAAGAACAAAGGAGAAGGAUGAUUAGAGCCCACGCGCAAGUCAUAAGAGCAGCAUUGCUUUUCAAAUUGGCGGGCAAAAAACAAAUAGGGGCAACAGUCAAACCUCCUACUCCAACCGGCGAGUAUGCAAUUGGUCUGGAGCAGCUUGUUUCCAUGUCCAGGGAUCAUAAUAGUUCUGCUCUACAACAAUAUGGAGGGGUCAAAGGUCUAUCAGAUAUGUUGAGAACAAACUUGGAAAAAGGCAUACUUGGAGAUGAGGAUGAUAUACUCAAGCGUAGGAAUGCCUUUGGAUCGAAUACAUAUCCUAGAAAGAAAGCAAGGAGCUUCCUGCGGUUUCUCUGGGAAGCCUGGCAAGAUUUAACUCUCAUUAUCCUAAUAAUAGCUGCCGCAGCAUCAUUGGCACUUGGAAUGAAGACUGAGGGCAUAAAAGAAGGCUGGUACGAUGGAGGAAGCAUAGCUUUUGCUGUUUUUCUUGUUAUUAUUGUGACAGCCAUUAGUGAUUAUCGGCAGUCACUACAGUUUCAAAAUUUAAACGAGGAAAAACGGAAUAUUCAGAUAGAGGUCAUGAGAGGGGGUAGAAUGGUGAAGAUUUCAAUAUUUGACAUUGUUGUUGGUGAUGUGGUACCUCUCAGAAUAGGUGAUCAGGUCCCUGCUGAUGGAAUCUUAAUUAGCGGCCAUUCCCUUGCAACAGAUGAAUCCAGCAUGACUGGUGAAAGCAAGAUUGUUCAUAAAGAUCAAAAAGCACCUUUUUUGAUGUCGGGUUGCAAAGUUGCUGAUGGUGUUGGUACUAUGCUGGUGACUGGUGUUGGCAUUAACACUGAAUGGGGCUUAUUAAUGGCAAGCAUCUCUGAGGAUACUGGCGAAGAGACCCCAUUGCAGGUUCGCCUGAAUGGUGUUGCAACAUUUAUAGGUAUUGUAGGUCUUGUAGUAGCAUUUUCAGUACUAGCUGUCCUUUUGGCGAGGUACUUUACUGGAAAUACACGAAAUUCAAAUGGAACAGUCCAAUUUCAUAAGGGCGAGACUAGCAUUAGUCAAAUUGUAGACGAUAUUAUAAAAAUCGUGACGAUUGCGGUCACAAUUGUUGUUGUUGCCGUGCCUGAAGGACUUCCCUUGGCUGUUACCUUGACACUGGCUUAUUCAAUGAGGAAAAUGAUGGCAGACAAAGCCCUGGCAAGUCCUGCUUAUUCUCUGAAAAGCCUACUAUACUUUUGCAAUUAUAUCAGAUAUAAAGUGUUGCUUUCUAAGAACAAAUCCAUCAAAACAUUUGAUCAGGUUCGAAGGCUUUCGGCUUGUGAAACUAUGGGCUCUGCAACUACAAUUUGCAGUGAUAAGACUGGAACUCUGACGUUAAAUCAGAUGACUGUCGUUGAGGCUUACAUUGGUCGACAGAGACUGGAUCCACCAGAUGACUCCUCCAAAUUGCACACCAGGAUCUCUUCUCUUCUCUUUACUGGCAUUGCACAGAAUACACAAGGCAAUGUCUUUGAGCCCAAGGAUGGUGGAGCUGUUGAGAUUUCUGGUUCACCAACUGAAAAGGCCAUCCUUUCAUGGGCAGUCAAGUUGGGAAUGAAGUUUGAGGCUAUGAAAUCAGAGUCCACAGUGCUUCAGGUUUUCCCAUUUAAUUCAGAGAAAAAACGGGGUGGUGUUGCUUUGAAAGUGCAGGACUCAGAAGCUUAUAUACACUGGAAGGGAGCAGCAGAGAUACUAUUAGCAUCAUGCACCAAAUAUAUGGACUUGAAUGGUCAAUUGCAAUCCAUUGAUGGAGAAAAGGAAUUCUGUAAGGAAGCCAUUGAUGACAUGGCUGCGAGAAGCUUGAGGUGUGUAGCCAUUGCUUAUAGACCAUUUGAUGUCGAAAAGAUUCCUGCUGACACUGAAAGUCUUGACAAGUGGGUGCUACCUGAAGAUGACCUUGUUUUGAUUGGUAUUGUUGGUAUCAAGGAUCCUUGCCGUCCAGGUGUCAAAGAUGCUGUAAAAGUAUGCAUAGAAGCUGGGGUGAAGGUACGAAUGGUCACUGGAGAUAAUAUUCAGACAGCGAAGGCUAUAGCUCUUGAGUGCGGAAUACUCAGCUCCGAUGCAGAUGCUUCUGAGUCCAAUAUUAUCGAAGGGAAGGUGUUCCGUGCACUAUCUGAGGGAGAGCGGGAACAAGUAGCAAAGAGAAUUACAGUGAUGGGGAGGUCUUCACCAAGUGACAAAUUGUUACUUGUGCAAGCAUUGCGCAAAGGCGGGGAUGUUGUUGCUGUGACAGGCGAUGGAACCAAUGAUGCUCCUGCACUCCAUGAGGCAGAUAUAGGUCUUGCUAUGGGCAUUCAAGGCACAGAAGUUGCUAAAGAGAGCUCUGAUAUAAUUAUUUUGGAUGAUAACUUCGCCUCUGUUGUAAAGGUUGUAAGAUGGGGCCGUUCUGUCUAUGCAAACAUUCAGAAAUUCAUCCAAUUCCAGCUUACAGUUAAUGUGGCAGCCCUCAUAAUCAAUGUUGUGGCAGCAGUAUCUUCUGGCGAUGUUCCCCUAAAUGCAGUGCAGCUCCUGUGGGUUAACCUUAUUAUGGAUACACUUGGCGCGCUUGCAUUGGCUACUGAACCACCAACAGAUCAUCUUAUGCAUAGAACUCCGGUUGGCCGAAGGGAACCUCUUAUAACUAAUAUUAUGUGGAGGAACUUAAUUGUGCAGGCUUUAUAUCAAGUGGGUGUCCUUCUGGUGCUCAAUUUCGCGGGCCGAACUAUUCUUGGGUUGAAUGACGAAACGAGGGAACGUGCUAAUGAAGUGAAGAAUACCGUGAUAUUCAACACAUUUGUGUUUUGCCAGAUCUUCAAUGAGUUCAACGCCCGGAAGCCUGAUGAAAUGAAUGUCUUCACUGGAGUGACCAAAAACUACCUGUUUAUGGGUAUCAUUGGAAUAACCCUGGUUCUUCAGGUAAUAAUCAUUCAGUUCCUCGGGAAGUUCACUUCGACGGUGAGGUUGAGUUGGGAGCUAUGGCUCGUAUCUAUUGCAAUAGGCCUCAUCAGCUGGCCUCUUGCAGUGGUAGGAAAGCUGAUUCCAGUUCCGGAGACUCCACUUGCCAAGUAUUUCAUUAGGCCAUUUCAGCGCCUGAGAACUGCUCGAAGCGCAUAAAACCUGUCUAGCACUUAGAAUGCAGGCGUGGUUUCGGUCCAGUGAAGGUUUUUCCUUUAUAGAAAGGACAAAGCUGGUUAUAUUGUCAGCCUCGUAGCCCAUAGACCUCUCACCUACUCUUCAGUUUCUACAUACAGCUGGGAUAUUAGAAACCAAUAAUUUUUCAAAAAGUUGUGUACAUUAACUCUUCAACUGGCUUGGCUUAGCUUAGCUUAGCUUAGCUUAGCUUAGCUGAACGCUCGGUGGCUUUUUAUCCAUAACGGGAGUUGACCACCUCAAUUAUUCUGCCUAUUCAUAUUUUUGUUGUUGGUUGGUUGCCCUACGGCACUGCUUGCAGAGA
This is a messenger RNA of Punica granatum (pomegranate), 4106 nucleotides long. NCBI's taxonomy places the organism in Eukaryota, Viridiplantae, Streptophyta, Magnoliopsida, Myrtales, Lythraceae. The record is from RefSeq and is a predicted model, not a curated record.